Molecule: messenger RNA, 978 nt
Organism: Dentiscutata erythropus
Lineage: Eukaryota; Fungi; Glomeromycota; Glomeromycetes; Diversisporales; Gigasporaceae
Source: the annotation of a GenBank genome assembly
AUGAAUAACCACAACGGACAACCGCACAAAAAAUGGUUCCAACGCCUCUUCAAUGCCUUCAAUAACGAAGAAACAGCUAUUGAAUUUUCUAUUGAUAAUAGUCCAAAGGAUGGAUUUAUAAAAAUCUUUAAUAGGAACGGAGAAGAUCUUAUCAAAAUUCUAGGAGUUGUCUCGAAUACUCAGAAGAUUGUCGUAUGGUAUUGGCCUAAAAGCAAUGAACCAGAAAUAAUAAAUCGAGCAAUUGAAUAUAUUGAUAAACAUUUUGCAUUUGAUAAUAAAAUUACUGACGUAGAUGAUAAUGAAACAGAAAAUUUUAAUGCAGUUACUGAAAAAGACGACGAAUGGGAAUUACAAAGAAAAUUAAUAGAAAAACUCGGUAAACGUAAUACAAUUUUCCCCGGGUUUGAUUAUCUUUUUAAAUACGAAUGGGUUCCUUCAGACUCAGUAGGAAAGAAUGAUUUGAUUCUUACCAAUGGUAAAGGUAUAUUUGCUAUCGUUGAGACAAAAAGAAUUCGAAGUAAAGAUGGGAAAAAAUUCCGAAUGAGUUUUGCUAUUCGCCAAGCUGGGUAUUAUAAGCAUAAAUUUAUCGAUGAUUGUAAAGGUGUUUAUGAAAAAGAUGGACAUACUUUUGAUAUUAUUGCGGUCAUUGGGGUGGGUAUUGCUGAGGAUGAUAAGAGGAUGUGCUUUAGACCUUUUGAUGAACAUGUUUGUGGCGCUCUUGAUAAGCUAAACAAUAAAAAUCAUUUAAUACCGCCUCCUAUGUAUACAUUAUCAAGCAACCCUUCACACUCGCGUAAUCCAUCAAGUUCGAGCUUAAAUGGUCAUUCACGCAAUCCAUCAAAUUCGAGCUUAUAUGGUCAUUCACGCAACCUAUCAAAUUCUAGCUUUUAUAGUCACUCACGCAACCCAUCAAAUUCUAGCUUUUAUAGUCACUCACGCAACCCAUCAAAUUCGAGUUUACAUAGUAAUAUAGAUUAG